Messenger RNA from Trichomycterus rosablanca, 3020 nucleotides. RefSeq names its product cadherin-2-like. The transcript has 16 exons. Gene Ontology annotation, biological process: cell morphogenesis; regulation of synaptic transmission, glutamatergic; calcium-dependent cell-cell adhesion. The record is from RefSeq and is a predicted model, not a curated record. Gene Ontology annotation, molecular function: cadherin binding; calcium ion binding. Lineage: Eukaryota; Metazoa; Chordata; Actinopteri; Siluriformes; Trichomycteridae. Bases 115 to 2835 code for a protein of 906 amino acids. Gene Ontology annotation, cellular component: plasma membrane; catenin complex; adherens junction.
UUCAUACCGCUGCCGCUUCCACAAUAAGCGGAACAUUUUCUACACAAACCGUGCGGAUAUUAACCACCGGAUUCAGGAUUCAAGCGGAGCUACAACCCGGGAUAAAGUGUCCUAAUGGAGCUUAUUGUGAGCCGGGGCUCGAUCCUGUUCUUUCUCCUCGCUGCGUUACAGACUGGCACCGAGGGCAGAGGCUUCGUACCAUGCAGGCCUGGUUUUUCGGAAGAUCAGUAUGAUGCGCCGAUGCCUGAAAUCCUGCAGGAGGGACAGACGCUUCUCACAGUGACGUUUCACGACUGUGGACGAGGAGGCCGAGUGAACUUCGAAUGCAGCCGGCCUGACGACUUCAGGAUCCAGAUUGAUGGCGAGGUAUUGACUCUCCAGGCGCUGCACCCAUCUUCACUUUCCUCCUCUUCAUCAUCUGUAGUCAGUGUUACAGCGCAGGACGGCUCCACACAGGAGCAGUGGCAAACCCACAUCAGGCUCCUGCCCUCAGGGGCCAAAAAAUCACAGGAGGCGCCGCGAUCCAACGCCCUACCGGAGAUUAUAAUUCCCUCACGGCGAGCGGACGGCGAGUUCAAGCGCGUGAAGAGAGACUGGGUCAUUCCUCCUAUUAACGUCCCGGAGAACUCCAGAGGACCUUUUCCACAGGAGCUGGUCAGGAUCCGCUCGGACCACGAUAACAAGGUGAACCUGCGCUACAGCGUGACCGGCCCCGGAGCUGACCAGCCGCCCACCGGCAUCUUCUCUAUCGACCCCAUCUCUGGAGAGCUCACCGUGCUCAAACCCCUGGACCGCGAGCACAUAGCCAACUUCCACCUGAGAGCUCAUGCCGUGGACCUGAACGGCAAUCAGGUGGAAAAUCCUAUCGACAUUGUGAUCAACGUGAUUGACAUGAAUGACAACCGACCGGAUUUUGUUCAUCAGAUCUUUAAUGGAAGUGUACCAGAGGGCUCCAGGCCAGGCACGUCUGUAAUGACGGUGACGGCUGAGGAUAAGGACGACCCUCGUACCCAUAACGGCCAGUUACGCUAUAAGAUCCUGUCCCAGACCCCAGUGAGUCCGAGCUCCAACAUGUUCACCAUCAACAACCGCACCGGCAGCAUCAUCACCGUAGCAGCAGGACUGGACCGAGAGAAAGUUCCUCAGUACACACUGAUCAUCCAGGCUACCGACAUGGAAGGAAACAUGAAUUACGGUCUGUCAAACACCGCCACGGCCGUCAUCAGGGUGACCGAUGUCAACGAUAACCCACCGGAAUUCACCACUGAUUCUUUUCACGGUGAGGUGCCAGAAAACCGGGUGAGCGUGAUUGUGACCAACCUGACGGUGACGGACAAGGACCAGCCCAACACGCCAGCCUGGAACGCAGUGUUUAAGAUCACCAGCGGAGAUCCGACCGGCCGCUUCUCUGUCCCCACCGACCCCGUCACCAACGAAGGCCUGGUCACUGUGGUUAAGCCCAUCGAUUACGAGACGACGCGGAAAUUCGUGCUGACCGUGGUGGCGAUGAACGAGAUCCCGCUGGAGCGAGGAAUCCAUCUGCCUCUGCAGUCCACGGCCACCGUCACCGUCAGCGUCAUCGACGUCAACGAGAGCCCGUACUUCGACCCCAAUCCCAGACCGAUCAGGCUGGACGAGGGCAUGCUGGCCGAAUCCAUGCUGGUCAUGUUCACGGCGCAGGACCCGGACCGGUUCAUGCAGCAAAGCAUCAGAUACUCUAAACUGUCUGACCCGGCCGGGUGGUUGAAGAUCGACCCUGGCAGCGGACGCAUCACCACCACCGCUGUCCUGGACCGAGAGUCUCCGUAUGUCCAGAACAACCUAUAUAAUGCAACGUUCCUCGCCACUGACAACGGCGCUCCUCCGGCCAGCGGAACCGGUACCCUGCAGAUCCUGCUGCGGGACAUUAAUGACAAUGCCCCCCAGGUAUUCCCUCAGGAGGCCGAGAUGUGUGAGAAACCUGAACCCAAUGCCAUCAACAUCACAGCUCUGGAUGGAGACCUGAUCCCCAACACAGGACCUUUCGCUUUCGAGCUGCCCAUGCGUCCCUCCGAUGUCAGAAGGAAUUGGACUUUAACACGACUCAGUGGUGACCACGCCCAGUUAAGCCUCAAGAUUGGUUUUCUAGAGAGCGGCAUCUACGAGAUCCCCAUUCACAUCACCGACUCGGGUAACCUGCCCAUGUUCAACACGUCCUACCUGCGCCUCAAGGUGUGCCAGUGCGACCACAACGGGGACUGCACCGAUCAGCAGCGCAUCAUGGCCGCCGGUCUGGGCACCGGUGCCAUCAUCGCCAUCCUUCUCUGCAUCAUCAUCCUCCUCAUCCUGGUGCUGCUGUUUGUGAUGUACAUGAAGAGGAGGGAUAAGGAGCGCCAGGCCAAACAGCUGCUGAUUGAUCCGGAGGACGACGUCCGAGACAACAUCCUCAAAUAUGAUGAGGAGGGAGGAGGAGAGGAGGACCAGGAUUACGAUCUGAGUCAGCUGCAGCAGCCGGACACCGUAGAUCUGGAGUGUGUGAAGCCGGUGGGAAUCCGCAGGCUGGACGAAAGGCCGCUGCACCCCGAGCCUCAGUACCCCCUCAGAUCAGCCGCUCCACAUCCUGGAGACAUCGGAGACUUUAUCAAUGAGGGACUGAAAGCGGCGGACGGCGACCCCACGGCCCCUCCGUACGACUCCCUGCUGGUGUUUGACUACGAGGGCAGCGGCUCGACGGCGGGCUCGCUCAGCUCCAUCAGCUCGUCCAGCAGCGGCGGAGACCAGGACUACGAUUACCUCAACGACUGGGGGCCACGCUUCCGCAAGCUCGCCGACAUGUACGGCGGCUCGGACGAGUGAGACCGGAGCGAGACGGAGGGAGGACGCACCCACACGCCUGGCUUUUCUCCACCCCCCCCCUUCCCCGCCCCCCCACUGCUAUUCGGACUGAUGAAUGAGGACGGCUUCUGUUGACUGAUUUUCCCUCCCAGGUCUGACUGAUUCACUGCAGAGCAAAAAAAUGUUUUAGGAAAAAUAGUGAAAAC